This is a messenger RNA of Hevea brasiliensis (rubber tree), 3665 nucleotides long. RefSeq names its product mannose/glucose-specific lectin. Lineage: Eukaryota; Viridiplantae; Streptophyta; Magnoliopsida; Malpighiales; Euphorbiaceae. Gene Ontology annotation, molecular function: carbohydrate binding. The coding region runs from base 422 to 3064 and encodes 880 amino acids. The transcript is spliced from 9 exons. The record is from RefSeq and is a predicted model, not a curated record.
GCCCUCAACAUUUUGUUAAGAAUUUAAACGUCGACUUCCAUACUCAGUCCCAACUCAAAAUCCAGAGUCGUUCUCCACCCCCAAUUCCCAAACACCAACCCACUCUUCUCGACUCUCUGUGUCUUGCCAAACAAAAUAAAGGAGAGGGAUGUAACAAAGCGUCGCUCUCGCUCCCAAAUUCCCACCCUAAAUCCCUAAUUUUUUUGGUCCUUUGUUUUCACUAUCAUUUGGCGCUGUCUCUCUAUCGGUCUUCUCUCUCCCAAGCGUCACUCUCCCCUUUGCCAUCGUCGUCGCCGUCCAUCCAUAGAAUUGGUAUCCCAUAGGAGAUGGGUAGAGAUAGCAUAUCAAAGUUUUGAUGCUUUUGUUUCCUACAAGGGAAGAACCAUAGACCUACUAGACAUAAAGACAGCAUUUGAGCUUCAUGAAGAAGACGUUAAUUGCUGGGCCAUUUGGAGGUGGGACUGGGAAUUUAUGGGAUCAUGGAGCUCAUACCACAGUUAGACAAUUGAUUAUAAGAUCUGGAAUGAUUGUUGACUGCAUAACUGUAGAGUAUGAUGAGAAUGGGUGCUCUUUGUGGUCUGAGGCAAAUGGCCAUUUUGGUGGAAGUGCCCAUGAGAUAAAACUAGAUUAUCCGGAUGAGUAUCUGACCUCUAUCUCAGGUCACUAUAAUGUAUACACAGGUCAUAUUUUUAUCUCUUCAUUAUAUGUAAAAAGCAAUAAAAGAGCAUUUGGACCAUUUGGCACUAAAGGAGGCAACUAUUUUUUGGUUCCAUCUACUGCUGGCAAGAUUGUUGGGUUCUUUGGGAGUGUUGGUCCUUACCUUAAAUCAAUUGGAGUACAUGUGGAGCCAAUUCAUCCUUUCAAAUCUAUUGGUCCAUUCGGAGGCAACACUGGAAUUUCUUGGGACGAUGGGGUGUACACUACUAUAAGGCGAAUAAUUGUGGCAUCUGAAUCAAUAAUCAACUCCAUUCUUAUUGAGUACGACAAAGAUGGGAGCUUAGUAUCAUCUUCUAGGCAUGGAGGAAACAAUGGAGGCAACACAAAUGUGGUUGAACUAGAUUACCCAGAUGAGUAUGUGACUUCAAUAUCAGGAUACCAUGGUGCAAACUCUUCUCCUAUUGUGGUUCAGUCACUUAAUGUCCAUACUAACAGACGAGUUUAUGGACCUUUUGGUGUAGAAAAAGGAAAGUACUUUUCUUUCCCUCCAACUGAGGGAAAAAUUAUUGGUUUUCAUGGCAAGUGUGGUGCCCAUCUAUAUUCAAUAGGUGGACAUUUAGAGCCUACCUCAGAUCUGUAUAUGGUGAAAACUGUUGGUCCAUUUGGUGCAGGAAAUGCUUUAUCAUGGGAUGAUGAAAUUCAUUCUGCCAUAAAGCAAAUAAGAAUAGUGCAUGGAAAUUUUGUUAGUUCCAUCUCUACUGAAUACUACAAUGAUGGUGGUUCACUAGUGUGGUCCACUCUCCAUGGUGGAGAUUAUGAAUCCAAAAUUGAUACGAUCAAACUUGAUUUCCCAGAUGAGUUUCUAACUUCAGUUACUGGUUACUAUGACUCUGUUAAUGAAAUGAACGAUUACGCAUUUACAUCACUAACAUUUCAAAGCAACCGAAGAACUUAUGGACCAUUUGGUCAACAAUUUGGUACGUAUAUCUGCUUUCCAUCAUUUGAUGGCAAGAUUUUAGGAUUCCAUGGAAGAUCCAGUGGCUAUCUCUAUGCAAUUGGGGCACAUGUGGAGCCAAUCUCAUAUCCAAAACCAUCUGAAUUCAUUGGGCCAUUUGGAGGUCAAGGUGGUGACCCAUGGGAUGAUGGAAUGCAUACUACAAUUAGGCAAUUGGUAAUUUCUUGUGGAUCUAUGGUCAACUAUGUUUGCAUUGAUUAUGACAAGAAUGGACACUCUUUAUGGUCUUCAAAGCAUGGGCAGAGCGUUGGAGACAAGACAUACUCGAUCAAACUUGAUUACCCAGAAGAGUUCCUCAUUUCACUUUCAGGCUCAUACAGUACAAAUGCUAGUUCCACCAUAAUUCAAUCACUUUCAUUCCAAAGCAACAAAAAAACAUAUGGACCCUUUGGUAGUGGGAAAGGAAACCAUGAAUUCUCGCUUUCAUCUAUAGCAUAUGGAAAAAUAAUAGGAUUUCAUGGAACAUGUGGUGAUUAUCUUCACUCUAUUGGAGUGUAUUUAAAGCCAAUUCCAAUGUCAUAUCAGUACCAAACUUGUGAACAAUGUGGAGGACAAGGACAGCAUUGGGACGAUGGAAUUCACACUACAAUAAGGCAAUUGAUCAUAGGAGCUGGAUCCAUAGUUGAUUCCUUGCAUGUUGAGUAUGAUAAGCAUGGUCGCUCUCUAUGGUCUCAAAAGCGUGGUAGUAGCAAUGGAGGCAGUAAAUACAUGGUCAAACUUGACUACCCUGGUGAGUACUUGGUUUCAAUCUCAGGAUAUUAUGGCUCAUUUACUAAUAAUAAAUAUAUAUGUUCUCUUACAAUUCAAAGCAAUAGAAGAACAUAUGGACCUUUUGGUACUAUGAGAGGAAUCCCUUUCUCAACACCAUCUUUGCAUGGCAAGAUCAUUGGAUUUCAUGGUUCGGCUUAUGGCUAUCUCACUUCAAUAGGAGUACACGUCAAAGCAAUCUCACCAGUUGUUCUUGGCCCGUUUGGAGGCCAAGGUGGAGAUGCAUGGGAUGAUCAAUUUUACAGCACAAUAAGACAGAUACAACUAACAAUUUGUGAAUUUGGAAUUGAAUCUGUCCGUUUUGAGUAUGAUAAAAAUGGACAACCUGUAUCGUCUCCAAAACAUGGAUCAAAAGCUCAAGGCAUGUUGAAAAAGGUCAUAUUGGAUUAUCCAGGUGAGUUUCUGAUUUCGGUUUCAGGAACCUACGGCAAGGAAUAUGGUUUAGAGAUUGUGCAGUCUCUUACAUUUCAAAGCAACAGAAAAACCUAUGGACCAUUUGGCUUAAACAAGGGAAAUCACUUUUCACUGGCAUCGGCUGGUGACAAGGUCACUGGGUUCCAUGGAAGGUGUGGUUACUAUCUUGAUGCAAUUGGAGUGCAUAUAGAGCCUAUCUACCAUUUAUAAUUCUCAAUUACAAUAGCUAUUUUGGCAGAGCCGCAAACUUUCUUUUUUCUCUUGUUCUAUUCUUCCUUUCCAUAGGCGACUUACUCGUUUCACUGCCUCUGUCUGGCUGUCCCCUACCCUAUCCAGGUAGGGGAUGGCAAUCGUCCUUGCUCGAAAGUGGGUUUCCUUCCCUCCACCUCUGGAUAAGAUUGUAAAUGGUAGGAUCUUUUGUUGAUUGGGUUGCUAGUUGUGCUUUCCACUAGAGAGGGAGCCCGGAGAUAGACGUUCUCUGUGGUGUUGUGACUGCAUGCAGGGGGUCUCUCGAUUUGGAGCAACUGUGGUGAUAGCUAUGCUGUCUAUGUUGUGUUUGCGGUGACUCUGCUCUAGGGGUUUGAUUUUAUGGGUAUGGUACCCUAGGAACACCUAUACUUGCUGAAAGUCCUAGUUUCUAAAUGGACAUAGAAUGCCUAAGGGCUCUGCCAUAUUGCCCCCGUGAGAUGUUUUGGCCUCUUAUUCAACUGUUGAAUCUCUACGUUUUUUAUGCUAACUGGAGAUGCUUUUUGGCCUCAUCUGAGCUCCAGUUUGUGAGAAAUCAAUUGCUUUGAGGCCUUCCUGCGUUCCA